This is a messenger RNA of Haplochromis burtoni (Burton's mouthbrooder), 4573 nucleotides long. RefSeq names its product BTB/POZ domain-containing protein kctd15. Gene Ontology annotation, biological process: carbohydrate biosynthetic process; protein homooligomerization; proteoglycan biosynthetic process. Bases 3358 to 4386 code for a protein of 342 amino acids. Lineage: Eukaryota; Metazoa; Chordata; Actinopteri; Cichliformes; Cichlidae. The record is from RefSeq and is a predicted model, not a curated record. Gene Ontology annotation, cellular component: membrane. Gene Ontology annotation, molecular function: sulfotransferase activity; protein binding. The transcript is spliced from 5 exons.
CCUUGGCAGGGUCGAUGUCUCUCAGCUGGUCUAACUGCUCGUAGAUGGACUGUUGAGAUUGGAGGUAUGCGAGCAGCUUGUCAAACCGGUUCUGAUGAGUCACAGCGUUCUUUGGAUCAGCAGCGUGGGUAAGCCAGUCUUUCUUUAGGGACUCGGGCAGCUUGCUUUCAAUAGACUUUAUUACCAAGAGGUUCUUCAUGGCAUUUGCUUCAUCCAGCUCACUCAAAUCAUAGAGGGCCUUUUCAACUGCGUGGAUAAGCUCUAUAAUUCUUCUAGGCUGGUUGCUACGAACAGGAGGGAUAGCUUGAAGCUCCUCAAUGAUUUCAAUGGCGAUGGUGGCUUGAUUUCCAUAGCGGUUCUCAAGGACUCUGAAGAUCUCAUCGGGCGAGGUGUAUGUGGACAGGCGCAGAUCUUCGGCCACUUUAUCAUCGAGGCUAUCAAGAAGUUGGAAUUUCUUUACUUCCACGGACCCGGUUGGUUCACCUUGCUUUUGCAGAGCCUCCCAUUCCUUCCGCCAUCUGUAGAACUCACGCUGGCUGCCGGUGAACUUUGGUAAAGCUGUGGCUUUCAAUUUUAUGGCUGCGACCGAGGCUGCGUUGCGGACUGUGACGACUGCUUGGUCGGCAUCUCUUUUAAUCCUCUCUGCUUUGAUCAGGACUGCCUUCCCUGACACCAGCUUUGGAAGGCAGGUUUCGAGCUCCAUCAGUCGACGAUCACAAUCUCGCCUCUCAGCAGGUGGAGCCCAGCGGUUCCAUGUCUGGUGUGCCUGCUUAGCUUUCUUCACCAGUUCUUCUAGAUGGUGGAGCAUAAAAUCAUAUGCCUCCAGGGGUGUAUCAGGCUGAGUGGAUGUGACGUUCUCACACGCCAUUUCUGCUGAUUUUAGAGCAAGGGUCAGUUCUUUUUCACCAUAUGAUAUCCACAGUGUCUCUCUGAUCAGGUGCUUCACCUCCUUCAACUUCUGCUCACAUUCUUUCUCCGUUUUUUCGACGUCUGCUCUCUGUUGGCCCAUCAGCUCCGGUGUGCCCUCUGCUUCACACUGCGUGAUGUAGGCAGCUUCAAGCUCCUCGUUCGCGUCAAUCACUUUGGAGCCCUCUGCUGUGAGUCUCUUGAAGGAAUCCUGCAGCUCCUCUACAGACAUAUCCAUGUGGGUCCUUAUUAUAUGGUUGGUGAGUCUGGAAAACAGUCUCUUUGCAGUGGUUCGCUCUAUUUUCAGCUCUUCGAGUGACUUGGACUCAGCCAUGCUCCUUUCUUGGUUGUUGAUUGGACUGGCAAACGGCGUGCGAUUUCCUCCAGGCCCCCAGGUGGAGUCUUCUCCGUCUUUGUGGUGAGCUUUUGUGGAGUCUUCACUGGUCAAGGCCGGUUUCUCUACUGGCCAGGCCGGUUUUUUACUGUCAAGUGUUGUCUGACUGUGAGGUGUCCACACUUGAAAAAGACCAGACUUUGAAUUUCACUCAACUUUAUUUAGACCAACUAGUUUGAUAGCUGGUAGGUAGCAGCAGGUAAAAAACCUUUCAACACAAAAAUAAAGAACAUUUCAUUAACCAUUCAGAAAAAUUAAAUGCAUUACACAGAAGAUAGAUGAAAUAACAAAAUACACUUCAGUAAAGCCAUUUACCAUGUGGUUAACUGUGUUAAUUUAACUGUGGUUCUUAAAUAUACAAAAUGUGUCUUCUUUGCAUUAACACUUUCUUUUAUAAACAAUUGUAUUUUAAAGUAUACAUUUUAGAGUUCACAAACAUUUUAAUAGAGACUUUAACUAAGGAUUUUCUUUACAAAAUUAUUUUUCUUUAAAUCAAAACCAAACAUUUAUUCUCUAUUUUUACGAUCCACCCAAGGAUUUGGGGGGUAACUAUUUUUAAUAUUAAGUAACAUAAAUAUGUGGGAACACUAACUGCACAAACAAUUUAUUCAAACUUAAACAUUCUUUUUUGUCAAUAUAAUUUUUUAAACUUAAAUGCAGCAACUAUUUCCCUAAGCGUAAAACAUUUGCACAACUGAGCUUCCAUAGUUCCAAAUAUAUGUGCAGCAAAUGUGAGCUCAAGAGCUUACCGAUAGCCCGUCUUGUUCAAAGUCUUCCUCACAGUGGAAAAGUGCUUUGUUUGCCGUCCUCUCAGUGUGUUGCUCACGGGUCAAAUGACUGCUGCAUGCAUUUUAAGGUCUACUAGGCACGCCCACCCUUGAUUGCUCUAAUGUGGCUCACCUGGCAGGGUGGCGCACACCAGGCCGUGCUUAGUUGUUGAUUGCACCCAAGGUCUAAUCAGCGGCCAUGCACAAGCAGCAUCACCGAACAGGUAGUGGGCAGGAGGAGGAAGAGAGGAAUAACAGCCACACCUACUAGGUCAGCGCGACAGUAACUAACUGAAGCCUUUCAUUGACCAAACAAACACAUCGGUCCUCUCUGUGCACACACACUGCUGCUGUCAGUGUGUUUGUAUGUAACAAAAUCAAAGUGCAGACAUGCGUUUGUGACUCUGUCACCGAGCUAACAGCCGAUCACUCAGCAUGUUUGUACUGUCGGCUCAUGUUGCCUUCAUGUUCCCAGGAGCACUCAGCUGACGACAUCUAAAGACCUGCAGGCCGUUCGAGUCACAUCUUCCUUAAACUAACAGCGUUUCAUAAAGAGAACAUCACAGCAGCAGCAGACACUGUGGUGUGAUGGUCUGUGCUGCUCUGCUGCUUCAGGACAACUCGCUGUAACUGAGGGAAUUCUGCUCUCUACCAGAAAACCCUGAAGGCAGCAGGACAAUGAUCAGGUCCUGCAGCACGUCCCCCUCCGAUUGGCUCAAAGAACAAAAUGAAGUUUUGGAAGUCUGGAAUAAACGGCCUCAAAGGGGAGCCAAACCAGUACGAUAUGAUCCAGGUGUAACAAAGAUUUACAGGUGUGCGCGCUGAUCCGUGUGUAACGUCUGAGGACUCACAAAUGUGUUCAUCCAAAGCCGAGUAAAUUCAGACCUUUACAGUUAAUGAAGUUCAGAUCGUUAGCUUCAAUAACGGCUCACAGAUCCACAAACGUGAGCUGCGCUCAGGUCACGCUCUGUGUGGAUCAGAUCUGAAGGAGGAGGGCGGAGCGUCGUCCUCGGGAACAUUCUGGUUUCAGGUCUGUGUCAUUCCUUCGUGCCGAUCCAGUUUGUACCACAAGGUGGCGUCAGUGUUAGUGGGUCAUCUUGUAUUUACAGGACAUUGUGGGAAUAUGAAAAAGAAAUCAAAAUAAACCGCGGGUGGGGGUUGCGCGCGCUCUGCAGCUGAAAAUGCUUUCGGGUGCGCGCGCUCUCCUCUUCACAUGCGCAGGCUGGCGGCGCACGUCUCCAUCCAGCAGUGCGCAGUAAUUGAAAUGGCGCAUUUGGCCGCGGGCGGGUAAUGCGUGAUGGGACGCGUCAUUCGGGAGGGGGCGGGACCUGCGGGAUCUCACCUUCGUGCGCGCGCUGCCUCGGUGGGGUCGGGACUGUGACCUGGCCCCGGGGGGUCUGCGGGGCCCCGGGUGCUCUUCAUUCGGCCCUCCUCUCUGCUCCUCCUCAGUCUCUCCGGGACCGCAGCCCUGCCGCCGGGACGGAGCUCUCUCUCACGCCGCCCUCCAUGUCCUCCGUGUCGGUCUCCUCUCAGGAGGGACGGAGCUUGUCCAGGAUGUCUCUGAGCCACUCACCUGUGUCGCCCAUGACGGCCCAAGGUAUCCCGUCGCCCGCCCAGCUCACCAAGGCCAACGCCCCUGUCCACAUCGACGUGGGCGGGCACAUGUACACCAGCAGCCUGGCGACGCUCACCAAGUUCCCGGAGUCCAGGAUCAGCCGGCUGUUCAGCGGUGCAGAGCCCAUCGUGUUGGACAGUCUGAAGCAGCACUACUUCAUCGACCGGGACGGCGACAUCUUCCGCUACAUCCUUAGUUUCCUGCGCACCUGCAAGCUGCUGCUUCCUGAAGACUUCCAGGACUUGCCCCAGCUGUACGAGGAGGCUCGGUACUACCAGCUGACUCCGAUGGUGCGCGAGCUGGAGCGCUGGCAGGCGGAGCGCGAGGCCCAGCGGACGGCGCCCUGCGAGUGUCUGGUGGUCCGCGUCACACCUGACCUGGGCGAGAGGAUCGCGCUGAGUGGCGAGAAGGUCCUCAUCGAGGAAAUCUUCCCCGAGACCGGAGACGUGAUGUGCAACUCUGUGAACGCCGGCUGGAACCAGGACCCAACCCAUGUCAUCCGUUUCCCUCUGAACGGGUACCUGAGGCUCAACUCUGUGCAGGUCCUCGAGCGCCUCUUCCUGAAGGGCUUCGAAAUCAAGGCGUCCUGCGGCGGCGGCGUCGACUCGUCCCAAUUCAGCGAGUACGUGCUGUGUCGCGACCUGCAGCACAGCCAGUCCGUCACCAGCACGCCAAUCCGGAUUAAGCAAGAGCCUCUGGACUAAAGAGCAGCGGUGACCGUGUCACCUGAGCACGCCGAGCACACCUGGAGCGGAGGCCUCAGGAGGCGGAGCUUGGCUGCCGUGUACAUAAUGGUUUUUCUAAGUGUCAUUUUUAUAAAGUGCUGUUUGUAUAUUUAAUGUGUUUGUAGCUCAGCUGUUGUUCUCAUAAAAAGAAACCACACAAAGCUCC